Molecule: messenger RNA, 4691 nt
Organism: Rattus rattus (black rat)
Lineage: Eukaryota; Metazoa; Chordata; Mammalia; Rodentia; Muridae
Gene: Gmfb
Product: glia maturation factor beta
Exons: 7
Coding region: 700-1131 (143 amino acids)
Biological process (GO): negative regulation of Arp2/3 complex-mediated actin nucleation; actin filament debranching
Cellular component (GO): actin cortical patch
Molecular function (GO): actin binding; Arp2/3 complex binding
Source: RefSeq, a predicted model, not a curated record
AUACUGUUUCUUAAAAGGUCAAGUUUAUCUCAGUUUUGGAAUGCCAGUAGUAAUACAUUUAAAAGGUCGUAACUUUUGAGUGUCGCACUUUGAAACAGUAACAGUACCUGGGCUUCAGAGUUCAGUUUGGCUGUGACUUAAGAGUAAGAGCCCGCAUGAUCACAACUGAUCACCAUUUAUUGAGUAUGAAUACUCUUCGGAAAAUAAACGUAUCUAGCAAGUUCUGGGAAGCAGACAGGGUCACGGAUGGCGCUCUGGGACAGGCGGAAGGAUGGAAGCGGCGUCUACCUUUGAAAAGCCUUAAAUCUGGAAGUAAACUGUAAUCAACACGCACAUUUACCGUUAAAAUCACUGACUCAGGUUUGUCACCACGAAAUUCCUGCCGUUAAGGCUUGUAGAAUAUUUAAAGAUACCAAGAAUCUGCGCAUUGCAGCCCGGCUCAUUCCUGGGUAAACCAGCAGGCAGAAAGAACAUCCUUAGCAGGCACAAGCGGAGCCCGCGUCCACGUCCGCGAUUCGCCGAAUUUUGGGCCUCGCCUCCCGCCGUCCGCUGUCACGUGCGGGCCGCGGCGGCCGCGUAGUUAGGUGGGGGAGACUGAGCUGUGUGCCAGCCGAAGCAGGAAGGGAGGUGGCUGCAGAGCCAUUCUUAAAGGGGCCCAAGAGAUCACACGGCAACGGACGGCUGACGACCGGAAGGAAAAUGAGUGAGUCUUUGGUGGUUUGUGAUGUUGCUGAAGAUUUAGUGGAAAAGCUGAGAAAGUUUCGUUUUCGAAAAGAAACCCACAAUGCUGCUAUUAUAAUGAAGAUUGACAAGGAUAAACGCUUGGUGGUGCUGGAUGAGGAGCUCGAGGGUGUCUCUCCAGAUGAACUUAAAGAUGAACUACCUGAACGGCAACCUCGAACCUUCAUUGUGUAUAGUUAUAAAUAUCAGCACGACGAUGGCCGGGUCUCCUACCCUCUGUGCUUUAUCUUCUCCAGUCCUGUGGGGUGCAAACCUGAGCAGCAGAUGAUGUACGCUGGGAGUAAGAACAAGCUGGUCCAGACCGCCGAGCUAACCAAGGUAUUUGAAAUAAGAAACACCGAAGACCUAACUGAAGAAUGGUUACGUGAGAAACUUGGAUUUUUCCACUAAUGUGAACUUCUGCGUUUCUAAAGUAUUUAUGUAUUAACCUGACCAUACUGGAACCAGACAUAAAUAGUUAUUUAUGCCUAAAAAUGCACUGUUACUUACAGUUUGUUUCCUGCAGUAAAGAAAAAUUCUUCAUUUGUGCAGUUUGAACAAAGGGGAAAUCAUCUUCAUAGUAAUGAAACUUUGUGAAGUGUUUCCUUGUAUCUGUCAUUGUUAGGUGGACUACUUUUCUCCAGGGAUGGUUCGCACCCUUGUGACUAAUUUCUAUAAUUUAUGAUUCAGAAUUUGUUACUGUUGCAGACACUAUAGGAAAGUGGGUAUAGACUGUGAUAGACAACAGUUCCUCCUUGGCCACUCCUGGUACUGGCAGUUUGUAAGUGCCAAGAGCAUUUCAUCACCUGUUGCAUCAUUGAGGUUCACUGGGGCUGAAGUGUAAGUGACCGCUCUGAGCCGUGAGUGGCGAUGUAGUGGAGCCUCUGCUGCUCUCGUCACAUUCCUCCUCUCUUGCAUUCCUGUAUCCUUUCAAUCAAGUGUAGAGUCGCCAUCAAUCACUCCUCCUUAAGGACUGGGGGCUUAGUUUAUGGUAGAGUUAGGAUUAUUAAAGGUUUUCUUCUGAUGGAACAUAGUCCUAGUCUUAGAGACUCGUGGGCUGUAUAAUCAAGGGCUUUCGUCUUGGUUAUGUCACCAGUAGGCAGCUAGAGCGGAGCUUGGUAACAGAAAGCACCUCCUAACGUCUCGUGAGCACUGUUCUGGAUAUGUUAACCUGUGCCUUUGAUUUGUCAGCUUUAACAUUCGCUUCAGACUCCUACACUGCCAGUAUUCUAGAUUUGGUGAGAUUAAUACUUUUUUAAAGGGUUCAAAUAAAACAAUUUUCUAAUAUGUGUAAUUGAAGUUUGUAAUAAAACCAACUUGUUAUUUUUAAAAUUCCAACUAUCUGCCCAAAGUUGUGACAGUAGGUGACAGUUAUAAUUUGAGGUCUAUUUGCUAUUCUGUGCCACAUGUAAGCAUUAUUUAAAACACUGGCCAUAAUUAAUAACACAUCAAUUGAUGUCAUUCCUUUUAUCCUAAAUGUCAGAAGAAAUUCUAAUAUGGACUAAGGCAGUCACGGUUUGAUGAUACCAUCAUCAGGAAGCAAGAUUUCUAAUCUACUUGGAAUUAUUAUGUUACACUUAAGAAAACAUGUAAGAAACGCUGAGUAGUGAUUUGACUUAAAGAGAAAAGUAGAGAGACUGUAGAGGCUGACCAAAUUCUUAUAUUAAGAAGGUAGUGAUUGUGAUCUGAGCAGUGGUGGCGCAGGCCUUUGAUCCUGCUCUUGGGAGGCAGAGACAGGCAGGCAGAUCGUUGAGUUCGAGGCCGGCCUGGUCUGCAGAAACAAGUUCCAGGACAGCCAGGGCUCCCCUUAGAAAAGCUAGCAAAGGCAUCUUUAUGUUGGCACCAUGUGUUCUCUGCAUAGUGUUUGCCUCAGUAGGGCUUUGUGCCAGUUUUACUAGAGGGAAGAGAGUUGGGACUUUGACAGUGGAGUAGAGCGUGGUGUACUCCCAGCGUGUGUUCACUAGCCUGUAUGUCAGGAGGCAAUUGCAAGUGCCAGAGGACGUGUUCAUAUUUGCUCAUGAGUAGGAAAAUCCCUUUAUUCAGAGUCCAGGGAGCAAGAAAACUUGAUCCAGGAAGUUUGGGUCCAUUACACAGAUUGGGUAUGAGCUAGAGAGAGCUGGAUUCUAACCCUAGGGAAGGCAAAUGAGGUCCAAGUAGAGAGUGACGGCAGUGUUUGUGCAUGGUGCAAAUAAGGGUUGGUUUCACCUGGUUAUGAAAGUGCGCUUCAAAGUAGUGCUACACGUGUGCAUUUUAAUCCAGUCCUUUAUUUUGGCUUGCUUAGUUAAAUCAGUUUUUGACAUUUCCAAGUCUCUCAUCAGGACGAUGGCACUGGCCUGCCACACACAGGACUCUCAGUGUCUAGCUCUGCAGCCACACGGGUGGUGAGCGGCUUUCUUUCUCAAGCUUUUCUGACUCUGGUAAGGUAGCACAUUGAGUUGGGGCAUCUAUAGAACAUGGUUAUUCUGUCUGUCCUGAGACAAGUUUUUAAGUCCUGUGCCCUAAAGUAUUCGUGAAAUAUGUAAGUUUCCCUUUAGCUAAAAGUUACAUUCUUUUAAAGUAUUUUUCUUACUCUCUUUCUGCUGUUCCAUAAAGUAUGUCCAGAUUUCAUAAUUCCAGGUCUUUCCACUCCAUGUCUUUCAGGAGCAACCAUUCCCACUCAGCCUUAAUCUUAACCUUUCCUUCUUGGAAGCCACUCUUCCCGGGAACCUCUUUCAUUUUUAAGCAAGUGUUGCUUUGGGAAUUUCUGAUCUUACUAAGCUGUGCAUAGCAUCUAACGUCAGAACCAACUAUGUAUCACAAUGUAUAUGACAUAUGAUUUUGGUGACAACAUAAAGUGACAUAUGAAGAGAGGUAUUCUCAGGUUACCGUGCUGAAAUUCCAAAAGGUCUGAGUUCUGAACAGUGAUUUGUUCUGAUAUUGACACAAUUAUGUUAGGAAAAACGCGGGUUGGCUGUUUUUUUUAAUUGACUUCUAAACUAUGAGUUGUCUGAGGAGUUUACUGGAUACUUAGUGCAAGUUAAACACUUUCUUCUACGAGAGAAACAUUCUCUUGUAGGAGAGGUGUUGCAAGAUUGUUCGUGACUAUGAAAUAAUUUGUAGCAAAAAUGUGUGUUAGCAUUUUCCCUCCCUUGUCUCCUAUUUUCAGGAGCCAAACUUAGCCAUAAACUGUACCCUGGUCUGACACUUUCACUAAAGGUUUCCAGUUAGAGGAGUUUAUUGCCAAAUUAAACUUGGCUCUUUUCCCACUUAGAUAGAAACUAAGGAAGCCGCACAUAAGAAAUGUGUGGACACUUGUAAGACUCAAGUGACUACAUUAAUCUGUAUGUAAAGUAGUGAAUAGACACUUUCAUAAGAAUCGAAAUGCCAAUAUUUGGGAAAUAGAGAGUAACUUACAUCCUAUCAGUUCUAUUGAGUGUUACUAUGGUAGCACUCUGUAUUUGUUCUGGAGACUGAUAUACUGGAAUCCCUAAAGUUUGAGCCUUUACAACUUAUGUGAAGAAAUGUUGCACACAUUUCUGGAUGAAUCUUAUUUUGUAUUUCUAGAAUGUAAAUCAUCUCCUAGGCCUCUCUUGCUGAUGGUUCCAAGCUGAAUGUUCCUGGGUAGGCCAUUUGACACUUCGGAUCAGUGACGUACUCCUGUGAGGUUAAACACUUACAGUACUCCUGAUGGAAACAGUUUCUUGCUUUUUGGAAUAUUAUCACUUGAAUACCACUUGAGAUUACUAACAUGCCAGGACAAGUCCACUGAUUUUGAUGGUCCAAUGUAAUCUCAUUCAGGAGGCUGGGAACAUUGGUGGUUUAGUCUUGUGAAUUUUAACAGAUCUCUGUCAUUGUUUAAGAAAACCAACAACCGGCACUACUUCUUAGGCUGUGGUUUCAGUCUCUGCUAGUUCAUACCGCAUGUUUAUUUUGGAGUCUUUUGGUAAGCAUGGUGCUUGUACUGGUUUAAAUAAAAUGCUAACAUGAAAGGA